Molecule: messenger RNA, 4930 nt
Organism: Poecile atricapillus (Black-capped chickadee)
Lineage: Eukaryota; Metazoa; Chordata; Aves; Passeriformes; Paridae
Exons: 3
Coding region: 1099-2121 (340 amino acids)
Source: RefSeq, a predicted model, not a curated record
UCCAUCAUCCAUCCAUCCAUCCAUCAUCCAUCCAUCAUCCAUCCAUCCAUCCACUGGCAGCGGGCUCAGACAGAGAAUGGGGAAUUUUGUCUGGGGUGGGGAUGGAUGCCACACUCUGCUCCAAAUUAAACAAAAAAUGGGAUUAAUGCCACUCCACUGAAGGAAUAUUUGUUAUGCCCAACCUUCUCCUGCCAUCUCAUUCCUGCGUUGCACUCCUGGAGUUUGGAAUUGUGGAGCAUUUCUUGGGAAGUCUGGAAGUCAAGAGUUAAAAUUCCUGCGUUUGGAACAGCGGGAACGCCGCUUAUCUGUGUUUUCCUGCUGUUACAUCACUUACAGAAAGGACCGUGGCAAACAAAUUUGUUUCAUAAUUCCCAUCGAUUUUCCUUCCUAGGUACUCCAUGGAGAAUGAUGGGAAGUGCAUUUAAUGCUUAAAUUUUAAAAAAACCCAAGAACCACGAGCCUGUUUCGCACUAAAGGGCACUAAAGGAGAAAGUUUUCAGCCGUAUUUCAGUGCCUGGAGAAAAGUGAAAUGGUUGCAGUCAACUAUCAGUCAUUAAAAAAAAAUCAAAUUUCUUUUGCAACACUUUCUAGUUCUUAAUUUCCUAAAACAAUAUCGCGUUUAAUGCGCCAGAAACUCUUUUUUUAAUGAGAUACAAAGUACUAUUUGUUUUUUGGGUUUGGUUUUUUUUUUUUUUUGUUUGUUUGUUUUUUGUUUUCCCUUCAGCUGAUUUUGGAAACCCAAAAGUAAACACAGCCUUAUGAAAUCUCCAAUUUCACAUCAAAGCAGCCUUGAUUUAUAGAGACGUUCAAAGGAAGACUUUAAAGGAGCAACAUCAUGACCAACUUGUUGGCCUGAUGUUAUUAGAAUAAUUUAGAAAUCCACAAUGUAAAUGUUGAUAAAUAAAUAGCAGGUUGCCAUAAAUCAGCAUGUGGCUGCUCAUGAAAGCGAGAACAUCUAUCUGAUGUAGACAGAACAAUAUUCAGAUUUUUCCUCCUCCCUGCACAGUGAAGUUUAGCAUUUCUGAGAGCGGCAGAACCUCCCUUGGGUGGGACGGGAUUUACGCAACGCUGGGGCUUUAAAAAAAAAAAAAAAAAGUGAUGAAUUGGAAGUUGGAGCUGAGUGUUUGCAGCACUGGGGCAUUUCCAGCUCAUUUCCAGCCAAAUGAACUCGAAAUAUGCAAAUCGCUCCCGAUGGCGGAAAGGAGAAGCUCCCUGCAGGAGCCUGCCCGAGGGGUUGUGCUGCUCCACAGCGAGCCUGGCUCGCUCCAUUCCCGGGAAUUCCGGGUGUUACUCAGCGCCGAGGGAGGAAAAUCCCCCUCGGCAGCCGCGGGGAAGGGCUCAGCUCGCGGGGAAAGCUUCCCUGAAAAUCCGUGUGUGUCAUUUGUGGGCAAGGUGUGCCCGGCCGGGAUGGGGCUGGAGAAAUCCUCGUGUGCCCUGCGGGGCCGGAUCUGCUCCUGCCUGAUCCCAGAUCCCUGUCCUGGAGUGUCCAACACCAGCCCAGAGCCCAGAUCCCAGUCCUGGAGUGUCCAGCACCACUGCCCAUGGAUCCAAAUCCAUGAUCCAAAUCCUGGAGAGUCUAACACCACCUCGGAUCCCAGUUCUGGAGUGUCCAACACCGUCCCAGAUCCCUGUCCUGGAGAGUCCAACACCAUUCCAGAUCCCUGUCCUGGAGUGUCCAACACCAUCCCAGAUCCCUGUCCUGGAGUGUCCAACACCAUCCCAGAUCCCUGUCCUGGAGAGUCCAACACCACUGGCCAUGGAUCCAAAUCCUGGAGUGUCCAACACCACUGCCCAUGGAUCCAAAUCCAUGAUCCAAAUCCUGGAGAGUCUAACACCACCUUGGAUCCCAGUCCUGGAGUGUCCAACACCAACCCAGACCCCAGUCCUGGAGAGUCCAACACCACUGCCCAUGGAUCCCAACCCUGGAACAUCCAACACCACCUCUCCUGGAUCCCAAUCCAUGAUCCCAGUCCUGGAACAUCCAACACCUCUCCUGGAUCCCAAUCCCAACACCACUGCCAUGGAUCCCAGUCUCAAUAUUCCACCCGCACUGCCCAAGCCCUUGGGCCGGGUUUCCAUUGGUCUGGAUUGAUGUGGAACACCAGGAUUGGCAGAGUUUAGGGUUUCAGAGAAGCCCACACAGAUCUGGGUUGGAAGGGACCUGGAAAACCAUCGUGUUCCGUCCCUUCCACACCCUCCAGCACCCCAGGCUGCUGCAAGCCCUGUCCAGCCUGGUCCUGGACAGUUAUUUCUUGCUGUGUGAUGGACAAAAGACAGAUUGUUGGUCUCCUUGGGUGGAAAAACCCCAGCAGGGAGGUUUGGAGGAAGCUCAGGUUGGUUUCUGCUCCACCCAAAAUGCUUUUCCAAUAUCCAGAAAAGAUCUCUCCUACCCAAUUCUUUUGGCAGCUACAUUUGGAGUCUGCAGCUGAUCUGGGUGGGUUUUAUGUGGAUUUCCUCUCUGUCCCCCUCUGGAAGGUGCAUUUUAUAACACAAAUUGCACUGCUGGGAGGAAGAACCACACAAAAGGCCCAUCCAGGCCUGGAUAACUCCCCAGAGCAGCGUGGUGGUGUCUGCACCAAUUUCUCAUCCCAGCACUGCUUUUACUCUUCCCUCUGAGGAGAGGCGAGUAAACAAAAGCAGAAACAGGCCAGAACACUCGUUCUGCAAUGCCAUUUUUAGAAUUUCACCAGCUGGAAGAAUGCUGGAUGUGUUGAGGGCAGAAGGAGACGGAGCAAGGGGAGCUGCUGAGAACCAGCAGCGCAAAAUGCAAACCUGCAGCAGCUCGUUUGUUGACACCAAGCUGAUUAAAGAGAGCCCUGACAACAUCUGUGGCCCGGAGAGCAGAGAGCGCUGCAGGAGCUGCGGAUCUCAGCCCCAAAUCUUGUGUCAGUCACACCCUUGCAAACCACAGCCUCGGUGCCAGAGGAAGCUGAGCCACUGCGUCAGGAGAGCCCACAAACCAAAGAGCCUCUCUGCUCCUCCGGGGAGCUGGGAUGUGCUGGGAAUUUGGGGUGGGAUAACCUGGAUUAUAUCCUCAAUCAGGAAAAAACACCCCUAAAAUAACAACUAACUGAGCUUUUGUCAUUUAACAAGAGAGCAGUGCAAUUAAACAUGGGAUUUUGUUAAUCGUCUGAAGCAGCAAUUUGAAUUUAAUUUAAAUUUGAAUCAAGCUCUGCAGUCAUCAUUUAGGCAAAUCCAGCUGGGGUUUUACCUGAGUAGGAGAACAGGCUCUGGAAAAUUCAAAUAACUUUGUGCCCUGAGAAGACUUUUCCAAAAUGCCCAUGUUGGAAAAAAAAAUUAAAAAAUAAAGAUGAUUCUGGCAGCUUUGAAUGGACAGAAGUUUGUUUUGGGGUAAAGAGGGAAUCCUGGGAAGAGGGCAGUGAAAAUCAAGGGAAGAAGUUGGUGUAGCUCAGCAUCCCCUCAAAAAAUGUGGCAGCUGGUCCUGCCAAAAUGAAAAUGAGCUCAAUGCAAGCAUCAAACCCAUACAGGAGGCACUAAUUAAUGGAGAUAAAAUGAAAUGAAAACUCCUUCUCACGCAGAGAUAGGCAAAUGCUCCUCAGAAUCCCUUUGCUGCCGUUGGCCCAGCUGUGCUAAACCAGCAGCAAGGUGAGGCACUUCUGGUUUGUUUGCUUUAAUCCAGGCUUUAAUCGGGGGAAUCUCUCCCUCUCAGAGCUCUGAGGGUGAAUCUCCAUCCCAAACCAUCUCCACGACUUGUCCUGCCUUUGAUAACUCAGCAUCUCUCAAUUAAUUUCCCUUAAUGCAAAUAUUUGGAUCAGCCCCGUGGAGCACAACUGGGGAAUAAAAACGAGGAGUUUGGAGUCCAUGAAAUCACUCAAAACCAGGAUGAGGAUUAGGACUGACCUGAAAUCCUUUUCAGCUCCUUCAUCCCGAGUGAUGUCACCAGGACCCUCCACUGCAGAGAGGUCCCUGCUCCCCACAUUUAGUCACUCUCCAGUGCUGCCCUCAGCUCAUGAUUCAUUUUGAACCUGCCUUUGAGCUAUUAUUUAUUUAAGCCCCACCCUGACGUGUUAUAACGUAAAAGUCUGAGAAUGCAGAACUUUUAAAACCCCAUCACUCCCCAGGAAAGCCAGAAUUGGUGAAAGGGCACGCUGGAAGGUCCUGGGCACCGUUGUGGGCCCGAGGAUGGGUGACAGCUCCCCAAAACGCUCCUGGGGAGGAGGAUUUGAACCAAAAUUCUACGGCCAAAGCCUUGAUCUCUCUACCAGCAGUGGCCAAGGGAUCCCCCUUGGAUGGGCUUUUCCCACAACAUCCCAGAAGAUGGGAAAGCAUCCAGCACUGAAAAUCCCUUUGCUCCAGGAGGGUGUCCCAGAUGGUGACACCAUCUCCUGUCCCCACACAUCCCACAGCCAAUGCUGCCACUUUCCAAUAUUCCAAUUAAGUAACCAGUAUUUCCAAUAUUCCAAUUAAAAUAUCCAAUAUUUCCGAUAUUCCAGUUAAAAUAUCCAAUAUUUCCGAUAUUCCAGUUAAAAUACUGCAGCAGUUUAACCAAGAUAUCUGCACAGACAGCCCAGAGGACUCACAAGGACAAAACAUUACAUUAUAAAAUAUCUCUGGCUCCAACAUUCCACCCCGCUUUUAGGGCAUGUUUGACAACCCCGGAAUGAUUUGCUCAGAGGGGAACGAGUACUGGAGGAGGAGCACACGGGCAAAAAGUCCAUUUAUGAUGACAGGAGCUGACUGGGACCCAGCUCCCCAAAUCCCGAGGGGUUUCCAGCCUGGCUCAGAGCCAGCACCCAGAGCUGUUCCCUCCCCAUCCAGCGGCUUUCCCUGGAAGCUCCCGCUCACCCCUCCGAGCAAACCCCGCUCCCGCAGCGCCCCGUCCUUUAGCGCAAGGACAUCCUCACCGCGGACACCACCAGAUAACCCCCAGCUGCUGGAAUAUCCCGAAAACGAGCCAAAAAAACCCAGC